UGCGAGAAGCUGUGCUACGAGGCCGACCGGCUCCUGGAUGCCUCCCGGACUAAGGAGGAGACCGGAGACCUCGAUGCCGCCAUACUCAUGUGCAACAGUGCCGCGUCCAAGGCUCGCGCCGCCAUGGAUGCCCCGUACAACAACCCUCAGACCAUCACCUUCGCUCGUAUGAAGCACAACGUCUGCAUAAUGCGGAUGAGGAGUCUUCAGCGACGGGCUGUGAGCCGACAAGAGUCCUUGAAUUCCCACGGAUCCUCUGCAAGCGACGAUCAGGACUCCAACAAGAAUGCCGAUAUUGGACUGGAAGGUCGACACAGCCGACAGGGGAGCCGCGACUCGACCCGAAGUCGCUCUAGUGUGUCUCACAGUCGCCAGUCAAGCAAGGACAGUAAGGACUCCAUCAAGGCUUCCCACAGUCGCCAGAACAGCAAGGACGGCCUGGUAGAGCCAAAGUCUUCCCAGAAAAGCAUCGAGAUCUACGCCACUUUGCCCAAGAAGCACGGGAAGAAGAAGGCCGAAGCGGCCCUGGAGGCCUUGGAAAAGAGCGAGAAAGAGGCGGCCGAACAGCUGAAAAAGUCCAAGUCCAAGGAAAAGGACAAGGACAAGGACAAGAAGAAAGAGGAGAGCAAGAAAAAAGAGGAGAAGAAGGAAGAAACCCCCAAAGAAGACAAGAAGAAACUCCAGCGGACGCCAUCGGGGCCGACCUCCCCCGAGCCGCCCGGUAAAGACGCUGAGAAACCCCCGAAGAAGCAGCACAAGAUCCGUCGGAAGCUCCUCAUGGGAGGGCUGAUCCGCCGGAAAAACCGGAGCAUGCCGGACCUCCGGGAAGGCCAAGACGGGAACCCCGCCGAGUCCCCGGCCUUCGACGACGCCGGCAGCGUGAAGAGCCUCUCCAGGCCCAGCACUCCGUCGUCGGAAAAGUCCAACGGCUACCUCUCGGAAGGAAACUCCGAGUACUCUAAUCCGAACCUGGAGCGCUCGCGUCUGAUGCGCAAGAGCUACCACGGUAGUGCCAAAGGACUCCAAGCCGCCAAAGUGCCUCCCCCUGUGCCCGCAAGGACGUCGUCCAAGCUCACCAUCCGUCCUCGUUCCAACAGCCACGGUCGCAUCGAACGUUCUCUCAGAGUGGUCGACGGCUUUGGAAACUUGAACGACUCCUUCUGCAGCCAGAAUUCGGAGCCCAACGGCCGACCUCGCGAGAGCGACAGCGAACUCGAAGGCCGACCUGAACUCCCGCCCCGCGGUUACUCCCCCGUCUCUCGCGGCCGACCCGGUCGUCCCGACCGGGACGACAUUGUGCAAAGUGUACAGCCUCACUCCGUCCAACAGAGUACAAAUCCUUCUCCUUUCCCUCGUCCUCUUCCCCCGAGCCACAGAGCCGGCUCGGAAGCGCCCUUAAUG
Darwinula stevensoni is the source of this 1401-nucleotide messenger RNA. The record is from the annotation of a GenBank genome assembly. Lineage: Eukaryota; Metazoa; Arthropoda; Ostracoda; Podocopida; Darwinulidae.